GCUUCUUUGUGUGUUGUCAAGGUAUAUAAGACAUUUCUGCCGCAGUUUCUUUCUUUGGAAUAAUGUCGGCUGAAUAUGAUAAUAGAGACAAUGGCCCAGAGGGCAUGGAGCCAGAUGGGAUCAUUGAGAGCAACUGGAACCAGAUCGUGGACAGUUUUGAUGAGAUGAACCUGCGCGAGGCUCUGCUCAGGGGAAUUUAUGCCUAUGGUUUUGAGAAGCCUUCCGCUAUCCAGCAGAGAGCCAUUAUGCCUUGUAUCAAGGGUUAUGAUGUGAUCGCUCAGGCCCAGUCUGGUACUGGGAAGACUGCCACAUUUGCCAUUUCCAUCCUCCAGCAGAUCGAUGUGGAGCUGAAAGCCACUCAGGCUCUGGUCCUGGCUCCUACCAGGGAGCUGGCUCAGCAGAUCCAGAAGGUGGUCCUGGCCCUGGGAGACUACAUGGGAGCCAGCUGCUAUGCCUGUAUCGGAGGGACCAACAUCCGCAGUGAAGUCCAGAAGCUGCAGGCUGAAGCCCCACACAUCGUGGUGGGAACCCCUGGCCGUGUCUUUGACAUGCUGACUCGCAAAAACCUCUCUUCUAAGUACAUCAAGAUGUUUGUGCUGGAUGAGGCCGACGAGAUGCUUAGUCGAGGAUUCAAGGACCAGAUCUACGAGAUUUUCCAGAAACUGUCGAGCAACACACAGGUGGUCCUGCUGUCGGCCACCAUGCCAGCUGACGUUCUGGAGGUCACAAAGAAGUUCAUGCGCGAACCUGUCCGAAUCCUGGUCAAGAAGGAGGAGCUGACCCUUGAGGGUAUCCGCCAGUUCUACAUCAACGUGGAGAAAGAGGAGUGGAAGCUGGACACGCUUUGCGAUCUGUAUGAAACCCUGACCAUCACGCAAGCCGUCAUCUUCAUCAACACGAGGAGGAAAGUGGACUGGCUCACUGAGAAGAUGCACGCCAGAGACUUCACUGUGUCCGCUCUGCACGGUGACAUGGACCAGAAAGAGAGAGAUCUGAUCAUGAGGGAGUUCCGCUCUGGCUCCAGUCGAGUCCUCAUCACCACUGACCUGCUGGCCAGAGGUAUUGAUGUCCAGCAGGUGUCCCUAGUCAUCAACUAUGACCUGCCAACCAAUAGAGAAAACUACAUCCACAGGAUUGGUCGGGGUGGUCGUUUCGGCAGGAAGGGAGUAGCCAUCAACAUGGUGACUGAGGAUGACAAGCGAACCCUAAGGGACAUUGAGACCUUCUACAACACCACCGUCGAGGAGAUGCCCAUGAAUGUGGCCGAUCUUAUCUAGAAGAAACACCCCCCCCCCCCCCCCCCCCCCCCCCCCCCAGCCCUGCGCCCGUCGUCCUCCACCCCACCUGACCCAACCUCCUCCCCACCCUGCUUAUUUUAGAAGUCUCACCUUGUUUCUUAUACGAUCUGAACCGUGACUUUACCCUCUACAUUCUAAGGGAAGGAAGAAUGCAGCCAUUAUUCCUUCCCUAACUUUUGAUAUAGUUUUUUUUUUUUUUCUUUUUCUUUUUUUUUUUUUUUGUGGCCAUCUUGGAAGAAUGAAUCACUGACCAGCUUCAUCUGUUAUUGCAGAUCAACACCUAAACAAAAAAUUAUUCAAGAAGCAUUAAUUUGAACGUUUCCACCUUGAUGUCUAGAAAAAUAACUUAAAAAAAAAAAAAAAAAAUUAUAACUGGAUCCUUAAAGCGCUAAACACAACCACUUUUCCAAAAGCACAUUAAAAACAAAGACAGUUGAUGGAACUCGAUUGAUGAUGAUGAUGAUGAUGAUUGACGCUUUUAUCAAACAUGGCUGUGAUUUUUUCACACCUGGAGCAGCAGCAACAGCAGGUGCUGUACUUCUGCUGGGUUGCUGAUAGAUGGUGGUUUAACCUGGACUUCAACAACACCAACAGUGAUCUCUGUGAAAUGGGGGGGGAAGUGCUGCAUUUGACCAGAAACAGUAUUUAAACAACCUUCAGUGUACUAAAACAAAGAGGGGGAAAAAAAAACAGCCUUUAACACGCACCCAUGAUAAUAUUAAGAACAGAGGUUUCUUUUGGGGGGGGGGGGGGGGGGGGGGUCUAGAAACACAGGCCAUAUUCAA
Messenger RNA from Toxotes jaculatrix (banded archerfish), 2083 nucleotides. It is a transcript of the gene eif4a1a, whose product is annotated as eukaryotic translation initiation factor 4A1A. Gene Ontology annotation, molecular function: translation initiation factor activity; RNA helicase activity; ATP binding. The coding region runs from base 63 to 1277 and encodes 404 amino acids. Lineage: Eukaryota; Metazoa; Chordata; Actinopteri; Toxotidae. The record is from RefSeq and is a predicted model, not a curated record. Gene Ontology annotation, biological process: cytoplasmic translational initiation. Gene Ontology annotation, cellular component: cytoplasmic stress granule. The transcript is spliced from 11 exons.